AGCCAUGUAAACGACUAGGAACAACAACUUUUAACUAUCUAACAUUUACUUCUGGAACGAAAUCAAAAUACGUAUUUAGUGAAUUUCUGCUGUAUAAAGGGUAUCAGGACUUAUCUUACUUGCAGUAAGAGGCGAGCAAAGCAAACAAGGAGAUGUUGUUCCUAUCAACAGUGUGACAGACAGUGAUCAUAUUCGAACAACCGGUUGGCGUUGAAUUUGAAGGAGACGUCACUUACAAUUGCAUUCACGGAGUUGAGGUAAUGCACAAGGCCUAGGUUCAAAUACUUGAUGAGGUAUUUGCUUUUUUGUGAUUACCGACAGAAGACAAAUCGUCUGGCAGAAAACAGUCGAACGCUGGUAAGGCAUCCAAUAGUAACUAAAGAUAUGAACUGAGUUUGAAUACCCUGGCUCGUGUUUCUAUUCUAACAAUACGGAUUAUUGUACUGCAAAGUAGACGGCACAAUGGCUGAGAAGCGAGGAUUGCAAGAAGACGUUUACCUAGAAAAUGGUAGCAGUGAAAAGGAUACCAAGAAGAGGACGUGUUUAGAGAAAGUCUUGGCGAUACUUUUUGUGUUAGCUUUGAUUGUUAUCAUCGUACUGGCAGCAGUUCUUGCAGUAAAGAUGAAGUACAAAGGAGAAGAGGUAUGUCUGACGAAAGAAUGUUCGGAGGUUGCUGCACGUGUUAUCAGCUCGAUUGAUUACAGCGUGGAUCCAUGUGACAAUUUCUAUGAUUUCGCGUGCGGUUCGUGGAUGAAGAAGCACGUGGUACCUGAAGACAGGUCUAACCUUUACACUUAUGGUGUUGUGAGGGAAAAUGUAAAAGUUACAAUAAAAUAUUUACUCGAGGGUGAUUUAGAGAGUGAGGUCGAUGCGGUGAGAAAAGCUCGGUACUUUUACCAGUCCUGUAUGAACGAAACUCAAAUUGAACACCUGGACACGAAUGUGAUAACAGACGAACUUGAAUUAAUCGGCGGUUGGCCAGUAUUAGGUACCAAUCCUGGUGGUAACUGGGAUAGAUCUGACUUUGACCUAGUUUCUGACCUCAUGAAAAUAAGAGUUCAUGGUUUGUCACCAUUUUUCCAAGUUUACGUAGGUUUAGAUGAACGAGACAGUGGUAAACGAAUCAUCACGAUUGGAGAACCCACGUUAGGUUUGACAAGAGAAUACUACUUCGAUAAAGACCAGAAGAAGCUGCGAGAAGCUUACAUCAAAUAUAUAACCAAUAUUGCUGUACUUCUUGGAGCAGACAUUGACACGGCAAAGUCAGAUAUGGAAGCUGUGUUUGCAUUAGAUACAUUACUAGCCAAUCUUACGUCUACAAAACUUGAACGGCGAAGUAGAGAUGAUGCAUACAACAAGAUGACUAUAGAAGAUUUAACACAACAAUAUUCUCCUCCUACAAGCGGACAUGUGAAGUUGAACUGGCACGACCUCAUACAGAAGGUUAUGGCUAUAUCCGAAGAAAACAUUACAAUAGAUGGCCUUGAACUUGUUAUAUUGGAAGCCCCGAAAUAUUACAAAGAAGUGUUCAAAAUUCUCGAACAACAAGAUACAAGAACCUUGAAAAACUAUAUGACUUGGUCAGUGGUUUCACGAUUUGUCAGACGAUUACCAAAACGCUUUGUCGAUGAAUAUGAAAAAUUUAGAAAGGUCCGUGACGGGACAACUGUUAAGGAAUCACGUUGGAAGAAAUGCUCACAUAGAACCGUGAAUACAUUUGGUAUGGCAGUUGGUCGACUGUUUGUCAGAGAAGCGUUCGACGAAGAAUCAAAAGAUAAGGCAUUAGAUAUGAUACACGAUAUAAGAGAAGCCUUCAACGAGCGUCUGAGUGAAUUAAGUUGGAUGGAUGAAGAGACAAGAGCCGUUGCUAAGGAUAAAGCGUUACACAUUCGAGAGAAAAUUGGAUAUGACGAUUUCAUACUAAACGAUACAGCGCUGAAUGAUUAUUACAAAGACAUGGACGUGAAGGAGGAUGAAUACUUUGGCAACAUGCUCCGUAUCACAAAGGUGUGGAGUAGAAAUGCAUUGCAGUCUCUAAGAGAACCAUAUAAAAAAGAAGAUUCUAGAUGGGAAACUCCGCCCUCAAUCGUAAACGCCUACUAUACCCCUUUGUUAAACCUUAUCUCGUUCCCAGCCGGAAUGUUGCAGCCUCCCUAUUACAGUAAAUAUCAGCCUAGGUCAAUGAAUUAUGGCAGCAUUGGUUUUCUCAUUGGGCAUGAAAUAACUCACGCUUUUGAUGAUAUAGGAAGAAAAUAUGACAAGGAUGGCAACCGAAGACAGUGGUGGAGUGACGAAGCAAUUCAGAGAUUUACAAACGAAACAAAAUGCAUUAUAGAUCAGUACAACAAGUAUGUGAUGCCACUGGCAAAAUUAAAUUUAGACGGAGAGUAUACCCAGGGUGAGAACAUAGCGGACAACGGCGGAGUGCAGCAAAGUUAUAAGGCAUAUCAAAACUGGCGGACAAAAAGCAAGCAAACAGAACCGAAGUUACCAGGAGUUAAUUUUACACAUAACCAAUUAUUUUUUAUAAAUUUUGCUCAGGGCUGGUGUGGAGUAGCGACAAAGCAGUUUGAAAUUAACAUGGUGCAUACCGAUACACACAGUCCUGGCAGAUUUAGAAUUACUGGAGCUUUACAGAAUCUGAAGGAAUUUUCGGACGAGUUUAAUUGUCCAGUAGGAAGUUACAUGAAUCCGACAAACAAAUGUCAUAUAUGGUGACCUUAUUAUACCUAAGGAGUGUAAACAGUAUUAACUAUGUAGCUACAAACAAGAAUAUCUACUAAGUGCACUCAGUUAUAGUUUUAAACAAGAACAUCUUUCAUUUUGAAUAGUAAACAAGAAUAACUACCAUGCGCCGGGAGUAAUUGUUAUAUACAAACAACAAAAACUGUCUUGAGCAGAGAGUAUUUGUUAUAUACAAACAAAAAUUACUACAAUGUGCGGGGACUAUUUGUUACUUUCAACAAGAAUUACUACCAUGCCUGGGGAGUAUUUGUUAUAUGCAAACAAGAAUAACUACCAUGAGCGGGGAGUAUUUGUUAUAUACAAACAAGAAUAACUACCAUGCGCGGGGAGUAGCAGACAGUAUUUGUUAUAUACAAACAAAUAUUACUACAAUGCGCCGGGAGUAUUUGUUAUAUACAAACAAGGAUAACUAACUACCAUGCGCGGGGAGUAUUUGUUAUAUACAAACAAAAAUUACUACAAUGCGCCGGAAGUAUUUGUUAUAUACAAACAAGAAUAACUACAAUGCGCGGGGAGUAUUUGUUAUAUACAAACAAAAAUAACUACCAUGCGCAGGGAAUAUUUGUUAUAUACAAACAAGAAUUACUACCAUGCGCGGGGAGUAUUUGUUAUAUACAAACAAGAAUAACUACCAUGCGCGGGGAAUAUUUGUUAUAUAUAAAGAAGAAUUACUACCAUGCGCAGGGAAUAUUUGCAGCAUACAACAAGAAUUACUAACGUGCGCUGGUAGUAUGUGUUAUAUGCAAACAAGAACAACUAGUAUGCACGAGAAGUGUUUGUUUUAUAUAACAACAACAAAAAUACAAUAGUAAUAAAAUCAAACAACGCUUCUAACAAAUAACAAAGUAGGUAAAAGGCAUGCCUUUCACAAGAGCAAAGUUAUUUAUAUAAUAACAUCAUUUGUUUUGGGGCGAAAUAGGUAAAUUAUUAUAACAAGAAUACAUACCAAGUGCGCUCAGUUAUUUUUACGUGGAAACAGAAAUACUUACCGGGUAUGGACAGAGAUGUUCAUCUAGAAACAAGAGUACCUCUAUUAAUUUUCAGUGUUUCAUUAAUCAACAUUACAUUUUAUCAGUUUAUAAUCAGAUUGCAGUAGCUUGUUACUUAUUUUGCCAAACACAUGUUUUAUGCAAAUGUUUCAACACAUUCAUGUUAUGUUUACCAUAUUUACCAAACCUUUGACAUAUGGUAUGCCUCACCAUCACUUUUAAAUCGAAAUAUAGUAGCACUUACUAAAUGGCACUCCCGCACCUUCCGUAUCUUGCGAUUGUUCGCUGGAUUAUUCGACGACCUCGGACACUAUUCCACAGCCCGCCUUCCACAAGAGUUGUUGCUGUAAUUAACAUAAUGCCACCGAAGUGUAUCGGUAAAACUGAACAGGUCUAUCGCCUGAUUAUAUUCCAACAUAUAAAACUGAACCUAAAUUUUAUUAUACUGGACAUCCCUAUUGGUAACAGUGGAAAACAAGAACAGUUAUAUUAUCUACAAUAUCUCAUUCCUGUCUAGUUAUUGAGCGGAUUCUUUUCCAUGUUUUUGGUAACAGAAAUUUGAUCUUGAUCCAAGUAAAGAAAAUUCCAGACUAAGGUCUAUUUGUAAGUUUUUCUCUAUACACCAACAUCGGUGACAAAAGGUCAGUCCAGACUUGAAACGAAACUAAAAGAUUGCCGUUGAUGGAAACAGGUUUUUAUACCAUUUGUUAACUUACUAGACAUGAAAAACUAGCAAAAUAGAGAAAAAUUGUUGUGCUCAGACAAAUAUCCAUCAAGAAAGGAUAAACAGUCUGGUCGCUCAUGCGGAUGAAUUCCAAAUGUUGCCUUCUUUAACUUUAGUAAUUACAUUUUGUAAAUAAGUGCCAUUUUCCGUACAUACCUAAACGUGCCUCAUGUUCCUCAUAUGUAUAUUUUGUUUCUUAUUUAUAUUUUUGAAAUAAAAUGCUUCGUGAAA
Molecule: messenger RNA, 4689 nt
Organism: Mercenaria mercenaria
Lineage: Eukaryota; Metazoa; Mollusca; Bivalvia; Venerida; Veneridae
Product: neprilysin-1-like
Exons: 26
Coding region: 463-2718 (751 amino acids)
Biological process (GO): protein processing
Cellular component (GO): plasma membrane
Molecular function (GO): metalloendopeptidase activity
Source: RefSeq, a predicted model, not a curated record